AUGAAGGCACUUCUGCUCCUCGGAUUUGUUGCAGUCUCUCUAGCAGUACCUUCGUCAAGAAGAUUCGAUGGAGAAAAGCUUUACCGUCUGAAGCCAGAAAAUGAGGUUCACGUUGGAAUAAUUAAAGAUCUAGCCAAUAGGAUUGAGAUUGAUUUCUGGAAACCUGGCUCUGCAGAGUUAGUAACUCCCAAAUCUGAAGUCGAUAUCCAUGUCAGUGCUUCACACUCGUCUCUUGUGGCGACCCUUUUACAACAAAGUGGAAUGGAGCAUGAAGUGCUGAUUGCUGACCUGCAGGCAGCUGUGGAGAAGCAGUUUGACAGUAAAGAGCGAUCAACAAUGACUUACAACUAUGAAAAGUAUAACACCUGGCAAAAUAUUGAAGCAUGGAUGAGCAGCAUCACAGCUGAAAACCCCACUUUGGUUUCAAGAUCCGUGAUUGGAACUACAUAUGAGGGACGUAAAAUGCAUCUUCUUAAGCUUGGCAGACGCAGCAGCUCCACCAAGCCUGCAAUCUUCAUGGACUGCGGAAUUCACGCCAGAGAAUGGAUCUCUCCUGCUUUCUGCCAGUGGUUUGUAAAAGAGGCUGUAUCAACUUACGGCAGUGAUGCUACCAUGACCAGUCUGCUGAAUAACAUGGAUGUCUAUGUCCUGCCUGUAUUCAACAUUGAUGGCUAUGAUUACACAUGGAAGAGGAACAGAAUGUGGAGGAAGACUCGUUCAAGGGCAUCCAGCUCUUGUUAUGGUACCGACCCCAACAGGAACUUUGACGCUGGCUGGUGCACCACCGGAGCUUCAAGCAACCCGUGCAGUGACACCUACUGCGGCUCCAAACCAGAAUCGGAAGUGGAGGUCAAGGCUGUCGCUGACUUCAUUCGUCAAAACCGCUCCAUCAUCAAGGCUUAUAUAACCAUCCAUUCCUACUCCCAGCUGCUGCUCUUCCCAUACUCGUACACUACUGCUCUGGUAGAAAACCACAGUGAACUGCUUGAGGUUGCAAGACAAGCCGCUAAAGCUUUAACCAGCCUUUACGGAACUAAGUACACUAGCGGUCCAGGAGCCACAACCAUCUACCCAGCUGCUGGUGGAUCCGAUGACUGGGCAUACGACCUGGGUGUCAAAUACUCCUACACCUUUGAACUCCGUGACACAGGACGCUACGGGUUCCUUCUUCCAGAGUCCCAGAUCAGGCCCACCUGUCAGGAAACGAUGCUGGCUGUCAAAUACAUUGCCUCUUAUGUUCAGAACAAUCCUUAUUGAUCCUACUUGAAUCAAAUGCAUUACAAAUAAAGAAAAAGAGAAUACCGCAUCAUUGUUUUAAAAAAUCCCUGGACCCACAGAUACAGGAUCAAUCACUUUAGUAGCAAAAAGGAAACUCAAACUAAAUGUCAGUUGCUUUCAAUAUGUUUAAACAGGCUAGUUUUUAUGUUGACACAUCACUUGCAUUGGACAAUGUGGGGAAGCAAUAAAAGGGAAAACAGAUAUUUAAGAAAUAGUUAAAAGUGCAGAAUUUAAGUAAAGAUAUUUAAUUUUAAAUUGUGUAAUGUAGUGGUAACACCCUCUUUAGAAGGGUGUACAAAUAUUUAGACACUCAUUUAUACAAUAAUAUUGCAACUCUGGAUUCAACCCAGAGAAUAAGUCUGACUGGUUAACAAAACUGAAUCUUUGUGAUCUUUGAAUAGCUAAGAAUAUGAGGAAACCUGAUAAAGGUAUUCAAAAUUCUCAAAAGCACAGACAAAGCCAACCUAAUAUUUUUUUUCAGAAUCAACAAUGUAAGCACUAACCAGAGCCCAUGAGUGGGCACUUAAGCAUUUAAAGCUAAGAAGAGCAGACAAUCAUGUAUCCCCAGGGUUGUGGGAGUCUGGACAAAGCAGCAGAGCCAUACUGUUGAAUGUGGUACCCUGGCUCCUUGCAAGAAACAUCUCAUAUAACUUUGUAGUUUGAAAAUAAAUUAAAAGCUUUCAACCACAAAAACAAACAAUGUGUUGAUCAAGUGAAUAUACCACAUCACCACAAAGCAAGAACAAUACUUGGAAUACAGGAAAUAAUGGUAAGAAGCAGUAACAUGAACCAAAACAAUGUGAAAUGAAUCAAGUACGUUUUUGUCUCUGGAUAUUAAAAUCUCAAACUAGACCCAUAGUGAAGUCAAUCUAAUCUCAAAAAGGCAUUUUAGCCUUUUCAUUAAAAAAAGGAGAAAGAAAACUGCUUUGAUGGUUUUCAUUAUUUGAAACAUUUUCAAUGUGAGAAUGUGCCUAAGAUCAUUGCUGUAUGUUCAGAUGGCAAUUAUUCAUAUGAAAACAGUCAGGCACCACUGGACAUAUCUUCUUCAAGGUGAACAAGCUGAAGGACCCAGUUCACUUAGAGUAAAGGGAAGUUAAUGUACUGUAGGUCCAUUGAGAGUUUUAAGCCUAGACAAGCAGUCAGAGCAAAAAAACAAUAACACUGUAAGUGCCUGUUUUUUUAAACACACGAGGCUUUGACUAUUACUUAUUCCUUCUAUUCUUGCUGUAUUUUCAAGUCAGAACAAAAAUGUUUUAACUGUAUUUUUGUACAGCAGGUAAAGGGUCAGUGAGCAGCUUUGUAAAUUUACAUUAAUAAAUAAAGAAAA
Messenger RNA from Lepisosteus oculatus (spotted gar), 2605 nucleotides. RefSeq names its product carboxypeptidase B1 (tissue) (gene cpb1). Gene Ontology annotation, biological process: proteolysis. Gene Ontology annotation, molecular function: metallocarboxypeptidase activity; zinc ion binding. NCBI's taxonomy places the organism in Eukaryota, Metazoa, Chordata, Actinopteri, Semionotiformes, Lepisosteidae. The record is from RefSeq and is a predicted model, not a curated record.